Brassica oleracea var. oleracea is the source of this 2058-nucleotide messenger RNA. RefSeq names its product beta-glucosidase BoGH3B. Lineage: Eukaryota; Viridiplantae; Streptophyta; Magnoliopsida; Brassicales; Brassicaceae. Gene Ontology annotation, molecular function: beta-glucosidase activity. Bases 96 to 1922 code for a protein of 608 amino acids. The record is from RefSeq and is a predicted model, not a curated record. The transcript has 9 exons. Gene Ontology annotation, biological process: glucan catabolic process.
GUCGGAAUCAUUGGUGCCACGUCUCAGCUGGGCUUUAGGUAAGAUAAAGAGGAAGAAGUAGCAUCAGUUCUGAUAACACAAGAGUAAGAGAGGAUAUGGUUGGAAAGGAAGAACCAUGCGUUUACCAGACCCCAGACGCGCCAGUGGAGGCGCGUGUGCAAGACCUUCUAUCUCGCAUGACUCUGCCGGAGAAGAUCGGCCAGAUGACUCAAAUUGAACGUACUGUCGCUUCUCCAGCCGCCUUUAGAGAUUUCUUCAUCGGCAGUGUACUGAACGCCGGAGGGAGUGCGCCGUUUGAGGAUGCUAAGUCGUCGGAUUGGGCGGAUAUGAUAGAUGGCUUUCAGCGAUCAGCGUUAGCGUCGCGUUUGGGAAUCCCUAUAAUCUAUGGCACAGACGCCGUUCACGGCAACAACAAUGUCUACGGCGCCACCGUCUUCUGCCACAACAUCGCCCUCGGAGCCACCAGAGACGCGGAUUUGGUCAGAAGAAUUGGAGCUGCAACAGCACUUGAAGCUAGGGCGAGCGGAGUUCACUGGGCGUUUGCUCCCUGCGUGGCCGUAUUGGGAGAUCCGAGAUGGGGACGAAGCUAUGAGUGUUAUGGAGAAGACCCUGGACUUGUCUCUGAGAUGACUUCGCUGGUCUCUGGACUACAAGGCGAACCACCCGUUGAACACCCAAAUGGUUACCCUUUUGUUGCAGGAAGCAACAAGGUCGUCGCAUGCGCCAAACACUUUGUUGGAGAUGGUGGUACGGACAAGGGGGUAAACGAAGGGAACACCAUUGCAUCAUAUGAAGACUUGGAGAAGAUACAUAUUCCUCCAUAUCUUAAGUGUCUUGCUCAGGGUGUCUCCACGGUUAUGGCAUCUUACUCCAGCUGGAACGGAAGUAACGUUCACUCCAAUUACUUCCUCUUAACAGAAGUUCUCAAGGAAAAACUCGGUUUCAAGGGAUUUAUAGUUUCAGACUGGGAAGGUUUGGACCGGCUUAGUGACCCGUGGGGAUCGAACUACCGCAACUGCGUUCAAACUGCGGUUAAUGCUGGAAUUGACAUGGUGAUGGUACCAUUUAAGUAUGAACAGUUCAUACAAGACAUGACGGACCUGGUGGAGUCGGGGGAAAUACCAAUGGCUCGGGUCAAUGACGCUGUUGAAAGAAUACUCAGAGUGAAGUUUGUGGCUGGUCUCUUCGAACAUCCUUUGUCGGACAGAUCUUUGUUGGGAACUGUUGGCUGCAAGGAACAUAGAGAAUUGGGGCGUGAAGCAGUUAGAAAGUCGUUAGUGUUGCUAAAGAACGGGAAACAUGCUGAUAAACCGUUUCUGCCACUAGAUCGCAACGCCAAGAGAAUUCUAGUCACUGGAACGCAUGCAGAUGAUCUUGGGUAUCAGUGUGGUGGGUGGACAAAGACAUGGUUCGGUCUAAGUGGCAGGAUCACUAUCGGCACGACGCUUUUGGAUGCCUUAAAAGCAGCAGUUGGAGACAAUACCGAAGUGGUCUACGAGAAAACUCCAUCAAAGGAAACCUUAGCCUUGAAUGAAGGAUUCUCUUACGCCAUUGUUGCAGUGGGGGAAUCACCCUAUGCAGAGACUAAAGGAGACAGCUCGGAACUCAUUAUACCAUUUAACGGUAGCGAUAUUGUAACCACGGUGGCAGAGAGAAUCCCGACUCUGGUGAUGUUGAUCUCAGGACGACCUGUGGUCUUGGAGCCGACAGUUCUUGAAAAGACGGAGUCUCUAGUAGCUGCUUGGCUGCCUGGAACAGAAGGACAAGGAAUGGCUGACGUCAUUUUUGGAGAUUAUGACUUCGAGGGGAAGUUACCAGUGAGCUGGUUCAAAACAGUUGAGCAUUUGCCGCUAAACGCUCGUACCAAUUCGUAUGACCCAUUGUUCCCUCUUGGUUUCGGUCUCAGUUCAAAACCAGUGUAACUUCACCAGUCUUAUUGUGUACUUUGGGGAAGUAUCUAAUGCCAUGUAUUACAAACAAUGUCGUGUUUGUAAAAUAAGCUAGCAAUAAGUACUAUUGUAUUGUUGGUUUGCUAUUAGUAACAAUAUUAAUUAAUAA